GCUGUCCCGGGAUGCUGAGGGUGUGUGUGUAUAAGCUACAUCCACGUUCCUCAGCAUCUGUGCUUCAUCAAAGACCUGUCUUAACAUUUGCUCUGUAAAUGUCGGAGCAAUACAACGACAAAUAUUUAUUUGGCUGAGCAACGGCAAACUGGCUCCGGGCUGACAGAAUCCCACUUCUGUGGGGCUGAUGAAGCCAGUCAUGGCUCUCAGGAGAAGACCAGGGAACAGAGCCUCUAGCACUGCGCCUGUUGGAAGUGAAAAGCUCUCUGGAGAUGGAGUUGAUCCAAUUCCUGAGGAGCUUGGACAAGAAAAGCUGGACAUCCAACCACCCUCUCCUGUGCCAGCUAGGUACUGUCUAAGUGACGGCUCUGGGGACGACUCCAUCCAAGGCGAAAGCCCUCUUCAGCAGGACAGCAUGGAGGAGGACUCACUGUCCGAGUAUGAUAAUGUCGUAUCCGGGGAAGAAGAAGAAAAAGAAGAGGAACAUGAUUACGAGGAAGAUGAGGAACUGCAAACCGAAGCGGACAGGAUGACCUACUAUGUCCACUGUUGUCCUGAAGAUGAAAGCUACAUGGAAGGAAUGGAUUGCCAUGAAGGUGUGGAUGGUGCUGAGUGUCCUGGUACGUCUCAGGAUGUCCGGGAGAGCUGUAAACCGGAGAAGGCUUGGGAACACUCGGAAGGCUUUUACAAGGUUCUGCAGCAAGACGCAACAACAACGGUCUACAAGCGACCAGAGCCUAUCACGGAGACAACCUUCGUACAAGCCCCCAUGGCUGAGGACGAGGAGGAUGAAGAAGAGACAGAGGAAGAAGCAGAAGAGGAUAGCGAAGAAGAAGACAAUGUUGGGUUUUUUCACUACAAAGGGAAGCAAGCAGAGUUGAACAACAAUGAGAUCCCAAGUAAAGGUGCUGACGACUUUCCCAGAGACGGCAGAAGUUGUCCUCAAGAGUCCAGUUUUGCCAAAGUGGGGCAAGAAAGUGAUGCAGUUAUUAACUAUAGAAGAAAUCAGGACAUCCCCAAAAACCCAAGGGAUGUCCCUCCAGGGUCAAGUUGUCCUCCUAGGGAUCGAAUAGAAAGGCUUCGGGAAGAGUGUGCUAGUGACUGUUCAAAAGAUUGUGAUGUCCCUGUGGUCAGAGAAGGUAGAGGAAACCUUAGACAAAGUUUCAGAUAUAGAGGACAUCAGUCGGAGAGAGCACACAAAAAAGACACCGCUUACCAGGAUGGCAGCAGGGUCAGCAAUAAAGCUAAAUUCGCAGAUCCAGAGGAUAGAGGCACUUGGAAAAAAAGACAUUUGCUAAAAUACUCCAGAGAGGAUAAUAGGAACGGAGAUGGGAAACUUUCACACGAGCAAAGUAAAAGUCCUGGAGACAGCAAAAACAGAGGGCAGGACCAUCCCGUUUGUAAUCACAAACCAAAGGGUGGAAAAGAGACAAAGAGCAGAAGUGGAGAAGUUGAGGAAGAGCAGAUUGAGAGCGAAGUCAAGACCAAACUCAAAAUUGCUCCAAACAACUCGGGGAGUAAUAAAGGUGCUCCUAAUCAGGCAAAUAAUGGAAAAGGGGCUCCUGACAAUUCCAGGGCCUCUUCAACAUCAUCAGACAGGAAAAACAGCCAAUCCAGAGCCCAUGUUAAUACACCUGUACAGUCCCCAGACAAACGGCUACAUAAAGACUUAGCCAAACCAGUUGAAACGGAGAAGACCAUGCCUAGUCAGGAACAGGUUUCUCAGAGUAGUCCAGAGGAAAGUAAUACAGGGCCACCAUCCGGACAAAAGAGACCGCAGGCCCAGAGAAAUCCCUCUUUCCCAAGCUUUGUGGAUAUCCCUGGUCCAUGUGAGCCAGAAGAUCUCAUCAAUGGAAUCAUCUUUGCCGCAAACUACCUUGGCUCUACCCAACUGCUCUCCGACAGAAACCCGUCCAAAAGCGUACGCAUGAAGCAAGCGCAGGAAGCUGUGGACUGCGUUAAGUCUGUAGAGGGUGAAGCCCAGAGUUUAACAGAGAUUGACUUGUUCAUCUCAACCAAGGCCAUCAAGGUGCUCAAUGCUGACACACAGGAGACGAUGAUGGAUAACGCCCUCCGCACCAUCUCAUACAUCGCAGACAUCGGUGACGUGGUGGUCCUGAUGGCUCGCAGGCGUCUGUCUAACUCCUCCUCGCUCGACUGCACAGAUUCAGGCCUCAGCACAGAAAGUCGGAAGCAGUACCGCAUGAUGUGCUACGUCUUUGAGUCAGAGGAUGCCCAGCUCAUCGCACAGUCCAUCGGUCAGGCGUUCAGCAUGGCCUACCAAGAGUUCCUCCGAGCCAAUGGGAUCAAUCCCAAGGACCUCAGCCAGAAAGACUACAGCGAUAUCCUGAGCACGCAGGAGAUGUAUAAUGAUGACCUCAUCCAUUUCUCCAACUCUGAAAACUGUAAAGAGCUUCAGCUAGAGAAGCAGAAGGGCGAGAUGCUGGGUGUGGUGGUCGUGGAGUCGGGCUGGGGCUCCAUCCUGCCCACCGUCAUCUUGGCCUGCAUGCUGAACAACGGCCCUGCUGCCCGCUCCGGCAAACUCAACGUGGGCGAUCAGAUCAUGGCCGUCAACGACACCAGUCUGGUGGGCCUGCCGCUCGCCACCUGUCAGGGCAUCAUCAAGGGCCUGAAGAAUCACGUUCAGGUGAAACUAAGUGUAGUGAGUUGCCCACCUGUUACCACGGUCCUCAUAAAGAGACCCGACCUGCAAUACCAGCUGGGUUUCAGCGUUCAGAACGGCAUAAUCUGUAGUCUAAUGCGUGGAGGUAUUGCGGAGAGGGGCGGUGUGCGAGUCGGACACAGAAUAAUUGAGAUAAAUGGACAGAGUGUAGUCGCUAUGGCGCAUGAGAAAAUCGUCCACGCCCUUUCAGUAUCUGUAGGAGAGAUUAACAUGAAAACUAUGCCUGCCGUCAUGUUCAGGUUGUUAACCGGUCAAGAGACUCCGGUGUACAUCUAAGGAAUCAUAAAACUGGGACUUUUCCUGCAACUAAAAAAAAGCAGAAAAAUAUUGAAGAGCUCUGUCUUGCUUUAGACUGCAUGUAAAGAUGAUUAGAAAGAGUGCAAACAUACACACAAAGAAAACCUAAUCACAUAAUUACCUGAUCGAAGGCGUGCUGUUUCUUGCUUAUUAAUGCAAUUAAUAGUCUCCUGUGGUCUUAUAGUCUAAUAGUCUUCUACAGUCUUCCAUGCCAGAUUCAUUAGUUUGUAUAUAUGUUAAAUGCCUUUGGUUCAAGCCUUUUUGAGUUUCUAAACUAACAAAGUACUCUUUUAUUUAAAAAUACAGAGGGAUUGCACUUAAGUUCACUAAAUCAAUAAAGUAGGGCAUUAUCAAUAGAUUUAAUUUUUUACCAAACUCAUUUCACAAACUCAAAGAUUAACAAAUGGACUAAAGCAUGCUAAAAUCCAAAGAUAGCUGUUACAUUUGCUGAAUAGACUGCAUUUUAGUUCUUCUGGCUGUCUUCAGUGUUUCUGUGAUAAAUGGGUACAAUACACAGUGAAUGAACCAUUUCUGUAGAUUACUAGUUCAGCAUGCUGGAUUUGAAGACUGAAAAUAUAUUAAUCAGAAAACCUGAGCUGCAUUGAUGUUUAUAUGCAUGAUUUUAAUUAAUGAAUGAAUAUUAUCUCAUGAAUGAAUCCCCAUCUGCAUCUCAGGCAUUACUGAUACAUAUAAGUUUUAUUUUAGUAUCAUUGAGAUACUGAAUUAAUUUUAUUAGUAUAUUUUCUGUUUUCACUUUAUUUUUAUUUUAUUUUUUUUAAAUGUCUGUAUAGUUUGAGUUUAUACAGUUGUAGUUAUUUUAUAACUUCAAUUUAAACUUUAUAACUUCAAUUUAAGCUUUUUCAUAUAGAUUUUAUUUCAAUUCAUAUUUAUUUCAAGCAAUGAAAAGGUUUUUUUAAUGGUUUUAUAUUUUUUUAGGUAAUGUGUGCGUGCGUGCGUGCAUAUGAAUUACUUUAUAUUAAUUAUUUUAGAAUAAUUAAUAGUGAACUUCCAUAUUCAGAUAGCUCACACAUUGAAAAAAAUCUAUGCAGACUAUAUUUUAAAUGUAACAAAUUAUCUUGGUAUUGCCAAAUGUUAUCUCAUUUGACUAAAAAGAACUGUAACAAAUAAUGAAAAUAGACACGUUGUAGAAUUUGUAUUUUAUUUUUUGUGUUAUGUACAUAUAAACAUAUGAAUAUGCAGUUUGAAUAGAACAGUUGGAUCAGUAACAAUUGUAUAUACAGAUGCUCCCAGCAAUUCAGUCUGCAAGUUUUCAAGUAGUAGUUGUGGAUGACAACAAACCGCCCGUCAAAGUCUCUGUGAAAAAUGGACAGAAAGAGAAAAAGAAAAAAAAUUAUAA
This is a messenger RNA of Onychostoma macrolepis, 4337 nucleotides long. It is a transcript of the gene apba2a, whose product is annotated as amyloid beta (A4) precursor protein-binding, family A, member 2a. The transcript has 12 exons. Gene Ontology annotation, molecular function: amyloid-beta binding; protein binding. NCBI's taxonomy places the organism in Eukaryota, Metazoa, Chordata, Actinopteri, Cypriniformes, Cyprinidae. The record is from RefSeq and is a predicted model, not a curated record. The coding region runs from base 188 to 2959 and encodes 923 amino acids. Gene Ontology annotation, cellular component: dendritic spine; plasma membrane; cytoplasm. Gene Ontology annotation, biological process: chemical synaptic transmission.